Molecule: messenger RNA, 2171 nt
Organism: Metopolophium dirhodum (rose-grain aphid)
Lineage: Eukaryota; Metazoa; Arthropoda; Insecta; Hemiptera; Aphididae
Product: leucine zipper putative tumor suppressor 2 homolog
Exons: 8
Coding region: 312-1892 (526 amino acids)
Source: RefSeq, a predicted model, not a curated record
CGGACCGCAGUAGUGGCGCAGUUAGUCGAGUACGGGGUACUCAAAUAGUCGACGGUUGGCCGCCACCAGCGACGUUAUCGAAUCGGUUUUUCGCGCGUGUACUCUCGAUUCCGCCACCCCCGCAAUUGGCUCGCAUACUAUAGUACGGUCAUUUUAUUCGAUUUCCUAAUCGUAAAUUUUCUUCCGCUGUUUGUCUUUUCAACUUACGAAACCACGAGUGACGAGUACGAGAAUCGUAGUCGUACACUUAUCGGCAGGGAUUAGUAGUUAAUAAUAUUAUUCAAAACCGCUGCAGGUUAUGAGUAUUGAACAUGGAUAGCGGCAACGAGACCCUUUUCUCGGAGGACUCAUCGCCCGACUCGGCGCCACCACCGUCGCCUAGCAGUGGUCGAGGGAGCCAACAGCCCACGCCAGCGCCCACCCCGCCGCACAUCACUUCUUCCUUAUCCAAGGGAAACAGUGUUAUUCGUCCAGUGGCCUUCAAGCCGGGUUCAAUGAGAUUCACCGACAACGGCGAAAGAUAUGGCUCCACGCCUAUCCUGGCCAGAUCCUCGCACAGACAUCUAUACGGCAGUACCAAUGAACUGCACCAUCAAUCUAAGAAACCAAAUAUGAUAUCUUCUGGCACGUUGGAUCGAAAACUUCGUUCAGCAUCUCCAAUGGUGAUGUCGUCGUUACCGGCUCAAACCAGCUGUAAAUUUCGGCUGGGGCAGCAAGACGAUUUCAAAUCAUCCUCUUCAUACAGUUCCUAUAGAGAUUAUCGCCCUAGUUCGAAGUCAUUUUCAAGGCUCAGUAAACGGUGUUCGGCAUCCGAAGGGUCAGCUAGUCUGUUAGACUUGACCCCUUCGCCAUCCGAAUCUACAAUGUUGUCCGAAAUGGAAACAGUGUUGAGAGACAGGGACCGUGAAUUGAGGCACCUACGGCAAACGAUGGAGCACAACGAGCAAGUGAUCUUCAGAGUUUACCAGGAGAAGGAAAAUGCGUGGGACAGAGAAAUGCGGAGGAUCAAAGCAAUGGGUGAAAAUCGGCUUAAGACAGCCGCGCAAAAGUCACUGAAGCUGGAACAGAUGCUCAUGAUGCAGACGUAUAAGUUGCAGGAUGAAAAAAAGAAAUUACAAGAAGAAAACGAGCGUUUGGAAUCCGAAACGAUGGAUUUGAAAAAAGAAGUAGACGAAUUGAAGGUUAGACUCGAGGAAACUGAAUGGGGACUGUGUCAAAAGUCCGGAGAACUAGCUCACGUAAAAUCACAACUGAAAGAUACUCAAAACGAACUUACAACAAAAGGCCAUGAAGUGAUCGCGUUGAAAUCGGAAAUCCGAGAUCUGUUGCAAAAGCUUGAAUCAAAAGAACGUCGUAUUGACGAAAUUGAGGGUAGACGUCCAGAAAGGCGUGACAGCGACAAUGUCGGUGACGGCAAUUGCUGCGAUGACCAAUUGGCGGCAGACAAGCUGUGUUCACUCGUCGGACGACUCAACGAACAAGUGGAAAACGAGUUGAGCAAAUCGAACAAAUUAUUGUCCGGAUGCUACAGUACCGAAGACCUGCAUUCGCUGUUUCCGAAGAAGGACACGGAGGCGGAUUCACCACUGGAGAGAUUUAGAGAACUGGAACGGCACACGGCCAAAUUGAUCAGGGUGCUGAACGAGGAACGGAAGAACUGGGACCAGGAGAGGCUGAAGUGGUUCCAGGAGAAGGAGAAAGUGUUGUGUUACCAAAGGCAGCUUCAGAUGAACUACGUGCAAAUGUUCAGGAGGACGCAGGCGUUUGAGGCACAGAUCGAGAACCUCACCGUCCAAAUGAACGUGUGCUCGGACCACUGCACUAGUGGCAAAAACGCCGCUAGAAAAACGGGUGCCACCUCAGUGAAGACCAUAAACGCCAUUAAACUAUAGGAAGAUUUAGAAGGACUUGUUUUUAUUAAAAGCCCAUCACGUGGGAAGUUAUAUUAUAUUGUUGUGUGGAGUUUUUACCAUUUAUUAUUAAUAUUAUUAUUAUUAUUAUGAUUUCUUAUUAUGUUUAUAUUUUUUUAUUGUCUUUUAUUUUCGACAUUAUAUUAUAUCAUAUUGGUAAGUAUGCUUUUCUGUAUAGUAGCAACAUAUAUUGUGAAUACUUAUUCGAUAAGAUACAUCAAUCAUUUUGUGUUAUUAAAAGUACAAGCUUUAACAUGAUUA